This is a messenger RNA of Symsagittifera roscoffensis, 2921 nucleotides long. Its product is annotated as 5'-AMP-activated serine/threonine-protein kinase catalytic subunit alpha-like. The coding region runs from base 235 to 2856 and encodes 873 amino acids. Gene Ontology annotation, biological process: protein phosphorylation; intracellular signal transduction. Gene Ontology annotation, molecular function: ATP binding; protein serine/threonine kinase activity. The record is from RefSeq and is a predicted model, not a curated record. NCBI's taxonomy places the organism in Eukaryota, Metazoa, Xenacoelomorpha, Acoela, Convolutidae. The transcript is spliced from 13 exons. Gene Ontology annotation, cellular component: cytoplasm.
UGCAUAAUAAUUCUCUCUAGCGCAUGAAAAUUCCGUCUUUUUACAGUACUUUACAAAUGAAAUUGAUCUUCAAAUAACCACCUUUUACGUUUUAUUUGGGCCUCCACUAAAUAUCAGUAAAUAUCUGAUGGUUCAUUCAAAGUAUCCUGUUGAUGGUUUCCUGCAUAUACGUUUUUUAAAUGGAGCGGGUUACUAUUACUGAUACCUCUUAGGAACUUCUGAAACCGGUUAUACAUGACUACUACUCAGUCUAAUAAUAUCCAACAUAACAAUGGCUUGAUGACGAUGAAAAAUGGAGCGCCGGCCAUCUCUCAUCCUUCUGUUGAUACGAAGAGAGCCUUCACUUGCCUCGCAGACCUCAGCCCCUGGUCAUCUGAGUCACCCCUGCCACGGGAGAUCACAAAUGUGCCCAGUGAGUUGCUGGAGAAGUACCCCCACACGAAGAGGGUGGGCAACUAUUUGCUCGGCAAGACGCUAGGGGAGGGGUCAUUUGCAAAAGUGAGAGAAGGACUGCAUACUGUCACGGGCGAAAAGGUGGCCAUCAAAGUGAUUGACAAGCGACGCGCCAAAGAGGACUCGUAUGUGCAUCGGAACCUCCGACGAGAGGGCAGGAUCCUGCAGUUAGUGAGACACCCCUGCAUCAUUCACUUGUACGACAUCCUGGAGACAGAGAACAGCUACUACCUGGUGAUGGAGUUGAGCACUGGGGGAGACAUGAUGGAGUAUUUGAAGUUGAGAAAGAGUCUGCCUGAGAAGGAGACGAGGAAGUAUAUCAGACAGAUAGUGUCUGCUGUGGAUCAUCUGCACCGAGCCGGUAUACUCCACAGGGAUCUGAAGGUGGAAAAUGUGUUGCUGGAUGAAAAGAAAAAUAUCAAAUUGAUAGAUUUCGGUUUGAGCAGACACUUCAAACUGGACGAGAAUAAUGUGCUAGGCGAUUUUCAGCAGGCAACUCAGUGUGGAUCCCCCGCCUAUGCGGCUCCGGAACUACUGGGCAAGAACAAGUAUGGGCCCAAAGUAGACAUAUGGAGCAUAGGCGUCAACAUGUAUGCGAUGUUGACUGGCAGUCUGCCUUUCACAGCAGAGCCUUUCUCCAUCAAAGUUCUCUAUCAGAAGAUGAUGAACUUCGACAUUAACCCCAUCCCUGAUCAUAUUACCACAGGCUGUGUUGACCUGUUGAAGAAGCUGUUGAACCCUGACCCCAACCAACGCAUCUCGAUGGAGAAAGUUAUGCAGAAUGAGUGGAUCAACGAGGGGUACAAACAAAAACUGUGCCCCGCCCCUUUCCCAAACAAAAUCAAAGCUGAGUCGCUGAACAAGGCCAUUUUGGAGUACAUGGACGACAAGCUUCAGAUGGGAACCUCUCAGACAGUGAAAGUACUGUUGCAGAACCAGAGUUGCAGCAUGUUUGCAGUGUACCAUUUACUAGUGAAGAGGCUGCACCAGUACAUGAACAGGACGGGACAUGUGCCUAACUCCAAUCUCAUGAUGCAGACGCCAGUAUCAGCAGGUGUGCCAGGAGGGGCCAAAGGAAUCACAGGUACAGGAGCAGGUAAUAAUAACGCACAAAUCAGAAGGAUUGAACCACCCAACGCUGAGAUGCGUUUCGCCAGCAACGCUACAGGAACGGAUCCGACCAAUGCUCAGAACAAUACUGACAAAACCGAAAACAACAAUCUUCUCAAACAGUCAAUUGACACGAACAGCCAGGGACCUGUUAAGGAGAGACAGACUGAACAGAAGAUUGUGCAGUUCAACAAGGUUGCUCUGGGACUGGGCAUGCGCGCACACACUUCUCCAGAGAAAUCUCCUCCUGCGAGUCCAGUCAAGUACCCGGGCAUGCACACAGACAGACGGGCGAUGGAGAGGCAGAACAAACAGGGUGGGGGAGUAGGGCCUCCAGGGAGCAUCUACUUGCACAGUCCCCAGUCGGCACAGCAGGACCAUGACUCCAUUUUGAGACAGAGACAGUUGAACUCUGCUGAUGUCACUGGAGACCAGCAGCAGAGAGGGGGGACAUCUCAGAGGAACAGAUGCAAGACCUCCACGUACAACAAGCCUGCCGGGACAGCAGUGUUGCUGGAGCGAAACAGACCAGUGACGGGGAGAGGGAGAUUGAUGGACAACAAGACAGCAGGGCAAAUUAAUAACAUCGGAGUGGGAGGAGGAACGGUUGCAGUUAGACGGCCAGUCAGUCUAAACAGGGCUUCUCUGGGUACAGGCGCUAGCACUCUCAAUCGCAGCAGCAACGGGUUCACUGGUGACGUCAGAGGCCGAGGUGCGGCCAUAAACAACAAUAACAACAACAAUAUCAAUAAUAACGACAACAGCAAUAACAAUGGAGCGGGAGCUCCUGCUUUCGACCAGACGUUUAAACCAGUUGGCAUAUUGAAACGAGUGACUCAACCGAGACUGUUUCGAGCUCAGACUAAAGAAUUCGCGUUGAACACGAAUGGAAGCAACGCCAAUUCGAACACUGAGAAAACAACCAAAUUACAAAGUGUGGUGGUUAACCGUUCCUUGGACACCUCUGAUUCCGCAACAUCAGGCGGGACACUCAAACGGAACCACAUAGGUGGCAAAAAUGGAGGGCCCGCUCCCCAGUUCAGCCGGGCAAACACUGCUGGUCCAGGCAGCAACAUGUACACCAAGUGGAACUCAAGCCCAACCAGCGCACAAAAUGGAAACCAAAGCGGAAAAUCAGCGAGUGGAAACUCCAACUCAAACUCUGCGACAUCCAAUGAUAACUCUUCCACUUUGCCUUCGAUUACAAACAACGGAAAAACUGCAGCCAACACUCCCGUGCGUCCCAUCCAAAUCAGCGUUUCAAAUGACAGGCCAAAAACCAGCAGCGUGUAAAGAUUGCAUAGACCACAACCGACUAAAUUGGAAAUAAAAUCUAUACCAAUUAAAUUAAUGAUCAA